GUGACAGAAAUUAAACGAAAUUCAUGAAAAAUUCAAUAGUUUUUUUUUUAAUUACGAUUGAUGAUAAGUAUGCCUACGGAUCCUUCAAAUCCGGGUGCUAGACAAUCAACUAUCUCACCAAUUCAAAGUAAUAAUGACAAUAAUGGCCCACCACCCCCAACACGAAAACGAAGAACCGACCUUAAUAAGACAAGGAAAUUCCAACGAUACAAGUCGACAACAAAUUGAGGAAGAUGGAGAUAUUGAAAUACUACAAAUUUCACCAGAAUCUGUAGAUUCAAACAGUGCUCAACGUUUGCAGAAUUUAGCUUCAAGAUAUAAAUCACGUUAUGAGACGGUUGAAAAUGAGAAAGGGGAAUUAAUUAAAAAUGUAUAUGAAUUACAAAUAAAGUAUGAAGAAUUGCAAAAGAAUUAUAAAGAACUUCAAGGAAGAAUGGAUUCAGAAAAAAGACGUUUACAGCAAAGGGCAAAUGAAUCUGACUUAGAAUCACAAAAUUUAAAGAAACAAUUAAUGGAAUUAAAAGAAGAAGCCUCUAGAUAUCAAAGCGCGCUUGGUAAAGCUACAAACGUAAGGUGGGGAGAUGAUGAUAGUAAUAACCCUGUACAAUUAACAAAAUCUAUUGUAGAAAUUGCUAAUUCAAUUGCCGAAAUUACCACGGUAAAAGGGAAAGAUGUUACAAUCAUCGAUAAUACAGCAAACGAAUUAUUACAAAAAUAUAAUUGUUUGACUAGAGUUAAUAGUGGAAAAAGUUGGAAAUCAAUAUUGGCUGCUGCCUUACAAAGAUUAAUCAUAGAAACUUUAUUUCAAGCUUUAUCUAAUUAUCUCUCUCAAUGUGAUCCAAGAACAAGACCAAAACCAUUAAUUUACAAACAGCAAGUACCAUCACAAUCAUUACAGCAGCAACAACAGCAGCAACAACAGCAGCAACAGCAGCAGCAGCAACAGCCACAACAACCACCACAACAGCAGCAGCAGCAAAAUAACCCUCAACCUUCUAAUGCUCAAACUUCUAAUGCUCAAACACAAGCCCAAUCUGUCAUUGCUGCUGCACGAGAAAAUAUUCAAUCUCUUCCAAAACGUUCUUCUUCUUUAAUUGUUUCUACUAAUAGUAACUCGAUUUUAAGAAACCCUUCAUCCCCGGUUGAUCAUAACAAUAAUUUAGAAGUGGAGAUUUCAUUGACAAUGACAUCAUUAGUUGGAUUGGUUAAUCAUUUAGCUGAAACACGUAAAGGAUCUGAUGAUAUCACAAAAAUCACUCCAAUAAAAAUUCGACAACAAAUUUAUGCUGUAUUGGGUACAAGAGGUUUUUGUAAAGAUAAUCAUCCAUUCAUUGAACAACUUACGACAACGAUACUUGACACUCUUUCCCGUUAUCGUCAAAUGAAUAAAGAAAAAUUGGCCGUCUUGAAAGAGAAUACCACUAAAUUAGUCACGGAAUUUGUACAUUUAUAUUUCAGAUUAAAUGCUCAAGAACCCAUUCCCGACUUUAAAGAUUUCUUUGACGCGGGAACCCCUGUACAAAAUAAUCUUAUGGAAGGUGCUUGGGAUGAUGAUGCAAGUGAUGAUUUGGAAGUAGAAAUUUGUAGUUUUCCAUUGAUUAGUGUAAAGAGUACUAAAGAUAAUAGUAGGAAAGUACUUUCUAAGGCUCAUGUUGUUCCCAGAAAAUCUGGAAAAAAAUAGAUAAUUUGCGAAAGCGUUAUUAUCGGAAUUAUUAUUAAUAAAUUAGUGAUAAGUUUAGUCAAAUAAUAACUUAUUAUGUUUUUGUACUAUUUGUAUAAAUAAUAAAGUUUUCGUACA
Molecule: messenger RNA, 1798 nt
Organism: Rhizophagus irregularis DAOM 181602=DAOM 197198
Lineage: Eukaryota; Fungi; Glomeromycota; Glomeromycetes; Glomerales; Glomeraceae
Source: RefSeq, a predicted model, not a curated record